Molecule: messenger RNA, 2187 nt
Organism: Jatropha curcas
Lineage: Eukaryota; Viridiplantae; Streptophyta; Magnoliopsida; Malpighiales; Euphorbiaceae
Gene: SIG2
Product: RNApolymerase sigma subunit 2
Biological process (GO): regulation of DNA-templated transcription; DNA-templated transcription initiation
Molecular function (GO): DNA-binding transcription factor activity
Source: RefSeq, a predicted model, not a curated record
GAAAAAAAAAAGAAGAAGAAAAAAGCUGUCUCUCUCUCAUCCGCAGGCAGGCAGGACUGCUUUGCUCCCCUUAUCCGCUCAUGUUAUCACAACACUAUCAGUUAACACAGCCUCUCCCCCCUGUCUCUGUAGUGUCCUUGCAACUUUCGAACUUUAAGCUUGUUCAAACAAUUGCUAUGGCCUCUUUAUGGAUUUUGCAGAUUAAAGAGUGAAUUGAAUGAGAAAGAAACAAACACUAUUAGUAGCAGAAGAAGUGGAGGAUGUCUUGUUUACUGCCGCAGUUUAAGUGCCAACCAGACACUUUCUCCAUCCAUUUCAGAACUCACUAUCUUCAAAAUUCUAACUUUUGCCAGUCUGCAAAGAGUAGAGAGCCAGUCUGUUUCCGAGCACAAUGCAUUUUGUCCACCACAUCACCUUCAACAUCCACUGCAGUUCUUGAUCUAGAGAAGCUGAGAUUACCUUCUUUUGAAGCUCAUCCAGAUUCACUUGUAGCAAAUAGUCCAUGGACAUAUGUGGGUUCAAUUGGUCCUCCCAAAGAGACCUUUGGAUCAACUUUGGCUACAGAAACACUUAUUACUGGUGAUGAUGCUGUAAUUGCUGCAGCUGCUGCUGAAGCAGUUGCUCUUGCAAGAGCUGCCGCAAAGGUUGCUAAGGAUGCAGCCAUUUUGGUUAAGAGUUUCCCUUCUUCUGAAGCGGAAAGUAAACUUGAAAUUCCAUCCAUAGCUGAUGUCUCUUCUAGAUGGCCUCAGUUUACAGAAACAGAUCGAGCUCGUAUUAUAGGCGAUUCUGUAACAGCUGAAACCGGAUCAAGAGAAGAACAUCCCAUGCAGCAUCCUACAAAAGAAUCUGAUCAUUUAGAGCCAACUCAUGAAGAGCUUGAACUUCUUCAGAAACAGCUUUCUGAGGGUAUAGCUGUGAGAUCGAGGCGCCAAACUGAAAGAAAAGAAAGACGAACACGGGCAGCUGAAAAGGCUGCUGCAAAUGUAAUGUCUUGGAAGUCUGGUUCCACUAGCAAGAAAAAGCGUGGUCCUUUACAGGAAGUGGACUACUCUGAUCCAUUGCGCUACCUGAGAGGAACAACGAGCACUUCUAAGCUUCUCACUGCUACUGAAGAAUUGGAAUUGUCAGAGGGAAUACAGGACUUGCUGAAACUUGAAAGGCUCCACGAGGAGCUUGCAGAGCGUUGUGGAGGUCAGCCCACCUUUCAACAGUGGGCUGCUGCCGCUGGAGUAGAUCAAAAAACUUUAAGGACACGUUUAAAUUAUGGUAUAUCUUGCAAAGACAGAAUGAUAAAAUCCAACAUUCGGCUUGUUAUUUCAAUUGCUAAAAAUUAUCAGGGAGCUGGGAUGAAUCUGCAAGAUCUUGUUCAGGAAGGAUGCCGAGGCCUUGUAAGAGGUGCAGAAAAGUUUGAUGCUUCGAAAGGUUUCAAAUUCUCAACUUACGCUCAUUGGUGGAUCAAGCAGGCAGUCCGUAAGUCUCUCUCUGAUCAAUCUCGGACAAUUCGCUUACCGUUUCACAUGGUGGAGGCUACUUACAGAGUGAAGGAGGCUAGAAAACAGUUAUAUAGUGAAAAUGGACGAUAUCCUGAUGAUGAAGAAGUUGCAGAGGCAACUGGGCUUUCAAUGAAGAGGCUUAGUGCUGUACUACUAACUCCAAAAGCUCCGAGAUCUCUUGACCAGAAGAUUGGGAUCAACAUGGAUCUUAAACCUUCGGAAAUAAUUGCAGAUCCUGAUGCAGAAACAGCAGAAGAUCUGCUAAUGAAGCAAUUUAUGAAGCAGGACCUGGAGAAGGUGCUGGACAGUCUCAGUCCCAGGGAGAAUCAAGUCAUCAGAUGGAGAUUCGGAUUGGAGGACGGAAGGAUAAAAACAUUGCAAGAGAUUGGAGAGAUAAUGGGCGUGAGCAGGGAGAGAAUUCGACAAAUCGAGUCGAGUGCGUUUCGAAAACUAAAGAAGAAGAAAAGGACCAAACAGUUGAAGCAGUACUUGGUUGCAUAAGCUACAUGACUUAGAAAUUACAGUGCUUAAGAGCUAACUAACUUGCCUGAGGCUCUUGUAUUUAUUUCUUCAAUUUUCUUUCUCCAGCAAUUGAAAUGUCUGCUCUGUAUUCUUUUUCAGAAUUUUAGAGCAUAGUUGUGCAUAGGAACAAAAAUUUUUGAAUCAAGUAUUUUCUAUUUUUCCAAGUACCAAA